AUAAAGGUGACGAAAAAAUAUGGCGAGACUUUAAUAAGCGCAGGUAAGGCGCAUGCGAGGAGCUGACAUGGCCGCAGCUGAUGUGAAAAAGGUUUUGCAAUUAAAACAUCAGCUGAGAGAAUCCUGUGAAGGACACACGCUACUGAAAAUCUUGAAGAAACUUGAAGUAUUGGACAUUACACUUGAAAUUCUUGCUGAAACAGGAAUUGGAAAAGUCGUCAACUCCUUUCGAAAGCAUGAUGAGGCAGGAAAGGUGGCAAAAAUAUUGGUUAAUCGAUGGAAAACGCUUGUUCCAAAAGACUCUAUAAGUUCGAGUGGGGGAAAGCCUGAUGACUGCCCAACCCAAAACGAACAGCUUAAUAAAGACGUUCAAGAAAGGAGUAAACAUGAAAACAGCCAGCUUUCAGAGACUACCAAUUCUAGGAAGAAGCCAAAAGUUGAGAAUACCAGUACUGAAAAGAACUCACAGAAUGUUGACAUUAAAUGCAAAAUCAAGUCCAGUAAAUCCAAAAUCUGCUUGAAUGGUGAAAAAAAGGGUGAGCCAAAAAAAGAUUCAAGUGUAAAUCAGGACUCGUGGAGACAUGGCAAGGAAAAGACAAGUGGUGAGCACACAAACCAUGAAAGCAAAAAGACUGACAAGGUUUCUGGCAAAACAAAAAAACAGGAGAAUACGAAGCAUGAAAAAUCUUUGAAAAGACCUGAAGCAACGCAAAAGCAAAAAGAGAAGAGUGGAGAUGCAUGCAAGAAAAAAAAGAUGGAGAAGGCCACAGACAAAGUAGUAGCAAUGGAGACUGACAAACCGGCGGAGGAUGGCUGUGAAACGCCUUCCAUGUCCUUCGAGGCCUACCUGAGCUAUGACCUUGAGCCUCCCAAACGCAAGAAAUCCUUCAGUGUUGCUAAGAACCCGAAGAGACUUAAAACUGCCCACAAAGAGAACUCUGGUGUGUCUCUUGUGAAGACAAGCAAAGCAGUAACAGAAGACCCAAUGAUAACGCUUCCUGAGCAGUCAGUGAUGGACUUGCUAAACAUUCCUUUGCCAACCAGUUUUCCCGAAUGCGAGGAUGUUUCUCAGUAUCAGUACUUCAGUGAAAAGAAAGUGGAUAGAAAGGUCAUUGAUGUUUGUGAAGAGGCCCCGGGCUUCACUGGACAAAGGCUGAAGAAUAAGAUGCAAGUGUACUCUGGUAGUAAGAUGGCGUACCUGCCCACCAUGAUGACGCUGUACCAGCAAUGCAUUCGAGCGCUGCAGAACAACAUCGACUCUCUCUAUGAAAUUGGAGGUGUGCCAUUUGAGAUCUUGGAGCCAGUACUAGAGCGCUGCACGCCUGAACAGCUGCUCCGGAUUGAGGAGUGUAAUCCAGUGUACAUUGGGGUGACGGACCACCUGUGGGAGAGACACUGCCAGAAAGACUUCAGAAACGCCCAGCUGGAGGAGUACGAAUCCUGGAGAGAGAUGUACCUCCGCAUGUCCAAGGAGAGGGAGAGAAAACUGAAGCAACUCACAAAGAGCAUCGUCUCCGCUCACUCCGGGAAGCCAAAAGGCAGGCAGGUGAAAAUGGCGUUUAUUCACUCAGCUGCUAAGCCACCUAGAAAUGUGAGAAUCCAACAGGAGAUUCACGGCACGGCCGGCCCCGUGACACUACCUCACCCAACAGACAGAGCCAGUGUCAUGCUAGUCACUGUGCGGAUGAAUAUCAUUCAAAGAAAAUCUGCCACUCCACUCCACAGUAGUGUGAAACCCAGUGAGAAUCGGGGAAGAUCCGGCUUCAGUGAGCCUUCAAAACCCUCCACUAACAACUCUGGCCAAGCCCAAGACCCCCGAAAGAUUAAAAGAGUGGCGCCCAUGAUGGCAAAGUCCCUAAAGGCCUUUAAAAAACAGCUUAGUCGCAGAUGAAUGUAGCAGAUAAUACUGAAAGUAUAUCAUUCCUCACCCACCCUUAUUGUCUAAACAGUUUGGAGUCUUUUUUUUUUUUUCUUUUUUUUUCCCCCAAUGCAAUUUGUAAUUCCACAAUAUGCUUACAGUAUUGAUGAAAUAUGAUCAACUUUGUACUUAUUUGUAUGAACAAUAAUUGCACUUUGAAAUCAAGCUGUCUCUUUGUAUUAUUAUUAUUAUUAUUAUUAUUUUCAAUCAUGACAGACACAGUUUGAAUUCUGAAAUUAAAACUAUAAAUAA
This is a messenger RNA of Onychostoma macrolepis, 2170 nucleotides long. RefSeq names its product elongin A, like (gene eloal). The transcript is spliced from 11 exons. Bases 53 to 1891 code for a protein of 612 amino acids. Gene Ontology annotation, cellular component: nucleus; elongin complex. Gene Ontology annotation, biological process: transcription elongation by RNA polymerase II. Lineage: Eukaryota; Metazoa; Chordata; Actinopteri; Cypriniformes; Cyprinidae. The record is from RefSeq and is a predicted model, not a curated record.